AUGAUGUCUCUCAGGUCCGCGCAGCCCGCUCAGGCGCUUUUGCGCGCUGCCUCUUCCACUGGUCCUCGCUCCUACGUGGCAGCACGGUCCAUGGCCACCGUCCAGUCCGACAUCUUCAAGCCCACCAAGUACGGUGGAAAGUAUACGGUUACUUUGAUCCCAGGUGACGGUAUCGGUGCUGAGGUUGCCGAGUCAGUCAAGACCAUCUUCAAGGCGGAAAACGUCCCUAUCGAAUGGGAGCAGGUCGACGUGACCGGUGUGGACACUGGAAGCAAACACUCCGAGGAGCUUUUCAGAGAAUCAAUCGCAUCCCUGCGACGCAACAAGCUCGGUCUCAAGGGUAUCCUGCACACUCCCGUUGAGCGCUCGGGACACCAGUCUUUCAACGUCGCGUUGCGCCAGGAACUCGACAUCUACGCGUCCGUUGUGCUCAUUAAGAACAUCCCUGGUUACCAGACCCGCCAUGAGAAUGUUGACCUUUGCAUCAUCCGUGAAAACACCGAGGGUGAAUACUCUGGCCUUGAACACCAGUCCGUCCAGGGCGUCGUCGAAUCCUUGAAGAUCAUCACUCGCGCCAAGUCGGAACGCAUUGCCAAGUUCGCCUUUGGCUUUGCCCUGGCCAACAACCGCAAGAAGGUUACCUGUAUCCACAAGGCAAACAUCAUGAAGCUUGCCGACGGUCUGUUCCGCAACACAUUCAAAAAGGUCGCUGAAAACUACCCGACAUUGGAGACGAACGAUAUGAUUGUCGACAACGCCUCCAUGCAGGCCGUCUCUCGCCCACAGCAGUUUGACGUCAUGGUCAUGCCCAACUUGUACGGUGGUAUUCUCUCCAACAUUGGCGCUGCUCUCGUUGGCGGCCCUGGUAUUGUCCCCGGUUGCAACAUGGGCCGUGAUGUCGCCGUCUUCGAGCCCGGAUGCCGUCACGUCGGUCUUGACAUCAAGGGCAAGGACCAGGCAAACCCCACCGCUUUGAUUCUGUCGGGCUCGAUGCUCCUCCGCCAUCUUGGCCUCGACGAGCACGCUAACCGCAUCUCCAAGGCUGUCUACGAUGUUAUUGGUGAAGGUAAAAUAAGGACCCGUGAUAUGGGCGGCCUGGCUACGACUCAUGAAUUCACGCGCGCUGUGUUGGACAAGAUGGAGUAA
Talaromyces rugulosus is the source of this 1146-nucleotide messenger RNA. RefSeq lists its product as uncharacterized. Lineage: Eukaryota; Fungi; Ascomycota; Eurotiomycetes; Eurotiales; Trichocomaceae. Gene Ontology annotation, cellular component: mitochondrion. The record is from RefSeq and is a predicted model, not a curated record. The coding region runs from base 1 to 1146 and encodes 381 amino acids. Gene Ontology annotation, molecular function: magnesium ion binding; NAD binding; isocitrate dehydrogenase (NAD+) activity. The transcript has 5 exons. Gene Ontology annotation, biological process: tricarboxylic acid cycle; isocitrate metabolic process.